Molecule: messenger RNA, 2109 nt
Organism: Platichthys flesus (European flounder)
Lineage: Eukaryota; Metazoa; Chordata; Actinopteri; Pleuronectiformes; Pleuronectidae
Gene: hnf1a
Product: HNF1 homeobox a
Exons: 10
Coding region: 4-1686 (560 amino acids)
Biological process (GO): insulin secretion; liver development; pancreas development
Cellular component (GO): nucleus
Molecular function (GO): RNA polymerase II cis-regulatory region sequence-specific DNA binding; DNA-binding transcription factor activity, RNA polymerase II-specific
Source: RefSeq, a predicted model, not a curated record
CUAAUGGAGGGAGAGGAGACGGCCAGGGCAGCCAUGCCGAGGCCGAGCCGUCUGACCUCUCUUCAGGAGCAGAUGAUCUGGGCCCUGCUGGAAUCUGGACUGUCCCGGGACGUCCUGGUCCAAGCCCUGGGGGAACUGGAGCAGGACAGGACAAGUGCUGGUGCUGAAAAGGGAGAGAGGGGGGACGGCGAGAGCUCAGAGGAAGGAGAAAUGGAUUUCCCACCGCCUAUAUUCCGAGAGCUGGAGAAGCUUUCCCCAGAGGAGGCGGCCAAACUGAGGGUUGAAGUCGACCAGCUCCUGCAGGAGGACCCCUGGCAUGUUGCAAAAAUUGUGAAAAGCUACAUGCAGCAGCACAAUCUCCCUCAGAGAGAGGUGGUGGAGUCCACAGGGCUCAACCAGUCCCACCUCUCCCAGCACCUCAACAAGGGCACGCCAAUGAAGAACCAGAAGAGAGCGUCUCUGUACAGCUGGUACGUCAAGAAGCAGGGCGAGAUCAGCCAGCAAUUUACCAAUGCCAAACAUGGCAUUGCAUCGUUGGAUGAGCAAGAGGAGGUGAAGAAAGGACGGAGGAACAGAUUCAAGUGGGGUCCGGCAUCCCUGCAGAUCCUUUUCCAUGCCUACGAACGACAGAAGAACCCCAGCAAGGAGGAGAGAGAGGGGUUGGUGGAGGAGUGUAACAGGGCAGAGUGUAUCCAGAGAGGAGUCUCCCCCUCUCAGCUUGCUGGAUUGGGCUCCAACCUGGUUACUGAAGUUCGGGUGUACAACUGGUUUGCAAACCGCAGAAAAGAGGAGGCCUUCCGUCACAAACUGGCCCUCGACACGCCUUUCACCAACCAAUCUGCCUCAUCCUCUAACCUCAACCUUUCAAGCCCGGACCAUGGUGUGAAAUACAGCCAGCAAAUCCUGUGUGACACUAUGAGCUCAGCCAGGGGUAGCGGAGGAGAGAGAGUGGGCCGUCUACUGGUCAGCCCUGUCCAACUGGAGCCCAGCCACACACUCCUCGAGACGCAUAACCACAAGCCUGUGUCCAGCAGUGGCCCACUGCCGCCAGUAAGCACUCUGACCUCCCUCCACAGUCUGUCUUCCUCCUCUGCUUCUUCCCAGAGCCUCAUCAUGGCCUCACUGCCCAGCGUCAUGAGCCUGGGGGAGUCCUCACUCCUCAUUGGUUUAGCCUCCACGCAGCCGCAGGCCGUACCCAUCAUAAACAAUGUGGGGGGUGGUUUCACAACGCUUCAGCCAAUCUCAUUCCAGCAGCAGCUUCAAGCCUCUUCACAGCUGCCAAUAUCACACCUUCAGAGCCAUAUGUGUGCCAGUCCGUUCAUGGCCACCAUGACACAGCUGCCCUGUCACAUGUACAGCAAGUCCGAUUCACCACAGUACCACACGUCCAGUCUGCUGUCACAAACCAUGGUCAUCACUGACGGCAGCAGCCUGGGGAAUCUGACCAGCCUCUCCACUGUCAGGCCGAUUCUAACCGAGGAUCCUGAGGAACAGACGGACCCGAAUUUACAGGAAGAGUCUCUGCACCUGCAGCCUCACACACCUGUGCCAGCUGCAUCUUCCCAGAGCCUGGAGCUGUACCCUGCGUCUCAGACGACAGACAGUCACCAGUCUCAUCUCCUCUCACCUUCACCAACAGAUAUCAGCUCCUACAUCCCUACACAAAUGGUCUCCACAGCACAGUAGCAGUGCUCAGGUAAUGCAGGGCCUCCUCACUAUGAGUUGGACUGAUAGAGUUUUGUGAUGAGCAGCUACCUCUGGGGUACGUCUCCAGAGAAACCUGGAGCCGGGGGCUGAGGAGGACGAUUCAGCUUUGAUGUUUCAAAGACUCUCUGACUCGACUGUAAAAGGAACAAGGAUCCACAUUAGAGAAGAUUUAAUACAAGAGACAAUCAACUGAAAAAUCAACAGCAAAAUGUAUUUUUAUCCAACUUUUUUGUAUUAUUCAGUAAUGGACAAUUUGUAAUCCACACUUUACCCACAUUUUUAUUAUUUCUUUUUAUCUCUGCCUUCAAAUGUGUUUUCACACUUCAAUGAGUCUCUUUCAUGACAAAUUGUGGUAAUUUCCAGUAUAACCAUGGCAAUAAUAUUAAAAUAUUUUGAAUUAUA